AUUUACUUCCGGUGGUAAGGAGAAAGCCUGCUCACUCGUACACAUUGUAUACUGUGAGAGAGGAGCGAUGGCGAAGGAGGAGACGUCGUCGAACGAGAGGGAUUCCGAUGAUGGAGUUCAACUGAAGCGAAGAAUCACCCUGUUCAAUGGAGUUGCCAUUAUUGUGGGGUCGAUUGUUGGUUCGGGAAUCUUUGUGACUCCGAAAGGUGUUUUGGAGAGUUCUGGCUCAGUGGGAAUGUCCCUUGUGGUGUGGACGGGCUGUGGUUUUCUGUCGCUAGUGGGGGCUCUGUGUUAUGCAGAACUGGGAACAACCAUCACUCGCUCUGGAGGGGACUAUGCUUACAUUCUGGAGGCAUUUGGGCCAUGUCUGGCUUUUCUUCAACUGUGGGGUAACUUGAUUAUCAUCCGACCUACUGCUCAGGCUGUAGUUGCCUUCACCUUCGCUAACUACGUCCUUCAGCCCUUUUUUCCUGAUUGUGAGUCACCGAUUUUGGCCAAGAAGCUGUUUGCUGCCCUUUGUAUAAGUAUAUUGACCUUUGUGAACCUGGUUAGUGUGAGAGCUGCCACUAGAAUCCAAGAUGUGUUCACUGUGGCCAAGAUCCUGGCCCUGAUCAUCAUCACCAUCACCGGCUUCGUUCUCAUUGGACAAGGGGAAAUAGAAUAUUUUCAAAAUUCUUUUGAAAACACGAGUACAGAUGUUGGACAGAUUUCUCUGGCGUUCUAUUCUGGAUUGUUUGCCUAUGCAGGCUGGAAUUUCUUGAACUUUGUGACAGAAGAGAUGAUCGAUCCCUUUAAGAACCUGCCACGCGCUAUCUACAUCUCCAUACCCAUCGUGACCGUAGUCUAUGUGUUUGCCAAUGUGGCCUAUAUGACCAUCAUAUCUCCAGCUGAAAUGCUCGCCUCUGAUGCUGUUGCAGUGACUUUCGGAGACAAGGUGUUUGGAGUGAUGAACUGGAUCGUGCCAGUGUUCGUGUCCCUGUCUACCUUUGGGGGUGUCAAUGGACUACUGUUCACCUCUGGGAGAUUGUUUUUUGUUGGAGCUAGAGAGGGGCACCUGCCAGAGUUUUUCUCCAUGAUUCACACAAAGAAAUACACGCCUCUCCCCGCCAUGUUGUUCACUGGAGGAAUGUCACUGGUGUACUUGAUAUCCGAUGAUAUUUUCAUUCUCAUCAACUACAUGAGCUUUGUGCAGUGGUGGUCUGUAGGGAUGUCCAUUCUGGCACUCAUCUACUUAAGAAUCACGCGCCCGGAAAUGCCGAGACCUAUUACCUUCCCCCUCAUCAUUCCUAUCUUCUUCCUGCUUUGUGUUCUAUUCCUAUUGAUCCUGCCUCUGACCGUUGAACCAGAGUCGACGGGGAUGGCACUAGUCAUGAUCCUGGUUGGAGUACCAGUUUAUCUGAUCUUCGUCAAGUGGAAAAAUAAACCCAAGUCCUGGAAUAACUUCUUUGCAAAGUUGACAGUUCUAGGACAGAAAACAUGCAAUGUUGUCGGAGAAAAAGAUUCAUGAUUCUGUAAAUCGAGAAGAAAUUUAGCGUUGUGUUCGGUAUGCCUGUCUGUGUGUGUGAAUCGACUUGUGACUGCAGCCAUCGUUUUCCUUGUUAUUUAUUGAUGUGAAAACCUCUACGAUGACUCACAUCAGAUAUUGUGCUUUUCAUGCAUUUACAAUUGUUCACUUAACAGUUUUUGCAAGCUGUGUCCACCCACUGAACUGUAGUUUUGAAGAGUAUACUGAAAGUAUACAAGAAUUUAUAGGUAUAUAAGGUCUGCAUUUUGUCCAAGAUCUCAGACAAAUUUAAUGACACAAACACUUUUGCCAUCAGUAUUUUACAUAUUUGCUGGUACAGAUUGUUUAUAUUUUUUCUGCUUUAUGUGCUUUUGCUAUAGAACUUUUUUUAUUAUUGAACUGCUGUGAAGGGAAUACUCACUUAAUGUCAUUUUUUGGUUUGGAUUUUAUCAUAUCGUCCCUAUUUACAUGUAUUGAUAAUACUGUUCAUUAGUCGUUGGGGGAUCUGAAUUCAGACUUACCAAUCACUUAAAGACAUUCUUCCACUAUAUUGAUUUGAUUCCUGGUAGAUCAGAUAUUACGUAAGGCUAAAAGACUACCUCUUUCAAAGUCAUACAAAAUUUACAAUGUACCGGUACUUGUAAAUUUUAUGGUUUCAGAUUUUUGUUAUCAGUUUUCAUUUGUCUAUGCUUCAUCAAGUACUGGGUAGUCAUUAUUAUUUUCAACUUCUUCUCAGAAACUACUUGGCCUACAAUUAUAUUGAACCAAAAAAAAAAAAACGUGAGGGAUUUAAAAAUUGAUUUGUGAAUUCCUUACUUCAACUUCCCAGGUAGUCAAUUUUUUUUUAACUUUUUCUCAGAAACUACUAAGCUGACAUGUCUAUGAAACCAAAAAAAAAAACCAUGAGGGAAUUAAAAAUUGAUUUUUGAAUUCCUAUCUUCAUCUCCCCGGCUGACACCUUUCCUUCCCUAUCAUGAAUUUUUAAAAAAAUUGAAUAUUCAUAUAUAUUUUUUAUUUAAUGAUUUGUAUUAAUUUGCAUUAUGACUAAUUAAAAAAUAAUUGGUUAGUGGAAAGCUGUCAUAACAAAACCCAGACCCCCCUCACCUCCUCUGCCAACUCUCCCCUUCUACCCAUAAAAUGUACUUUAAUCUGCUUACAUUUCUAAACUCUUACACAUUUUCUUUUAUCCAUUUUGAAAAUGCACAAAACUGGGCUUCUUUGGUUUUUAUAACACCCGUACCCCAAUAUUCAAUGUCUUGAAUGCUUUUAGAUUUGCCUUCUUAUGCAUAUAUUUCACAGUAUGACAUUGCUAUUAUUUAAUGCCUGUCUAUGGAUCUGACUCAGGUGAUCCUAAGGGCCUAUGGGCCUCUUGUAAAGGUUGUGUAAGUAUUAUAUAGAACAUCAGAUUUCUUCCUUUCAAAUGUAUUAAUAAUGUUUAUUAUAAGAUAUAUAUUUACAAAUUACCAGUAGUCAUUAUUGUAAAACCCACAGUAAGUCUCUACAGGGCAUUAGAUACCAGUAAAGAUAUUAAAUUUAAAAAAAGAAAAGAAACAACCAUCAUAGGCAGCAGAGGGACUGAGAUUAGGUUGGAUCUCUAGUGUAGCACAGAUACAGGGCAUUUUGUAGGCUAGGAAUAACUGUGUCUGUGGGUCUGUUCUACUCCACUAACAGUCCGCUAUCAGCUGCCGAGAGGUUAACUUGGCAUAGAGGUUAUAGAAGACUUGAUUGUGUGGCUAGUACUUUCCUUACUGCCAGUCCCAAAUGGACCAAUCAAAUUCUCAGUAACAUUUACUGUUGGAUGUACAUUUAUUGUCCAAGCAAUUUUCAUAUAUGUAUGACUUUUAAUUCCAUUUCAAGUAUUUUUAAUUUAGAGAUUUUUAUAUUAUAUAUUUUAUCUUGUAAAAAUAAACCACAUAUGAUAUACAUGUACUGUAGUAGCAUAUACCAUGUAUACUUCUGUCUGAACAAUGUGUUUAUCAAAGACAUGAUAUUGUGUGUUACUGUGUAACAAACUUGUCUUCCAGGUUGUUGAACACACAAAUUUCGCCGACGAACAAUAUGUCCUGAACAACUUCACACAGUCUCUUGUUCAAUUCUUUGGUUCUGGCCAUGCAGGGCAGCUUAUUACAAGUGUUCAAAUUACCUGAUUUCAAAUCAUUUGACAAAUAAAUUUUUUUUGGAAAGAUUUUUUAAAGUAUUUUUCUUGCUUUUUCCUGGUAUGGAUUUGAAGAUUGUAUGCUUUAUGUGUAUUGCUUUAUAACGCAAUUUUAAAUUGCAGCAUCUAUGAUACGGAUGUUUGUCCGUCUGUCUGACUGUGGUUUGUUGAGCUGUUGAGACCUGCUGUUGUUAUUUUUGUUGUAAUGACUGUUUAAGCUUAUAGUGUUGGGUAAUGGAUUCUUCAUAAAAAGUCAGUCUGUAUUAAUUAUGUAAAUAUCUAGGUUUUUUUACAGUUAUCAAUUCUGGAUAUACAUGUAGAUAUGAAUUAAGUUUUGUAAGAUAAAAUUUUGAUAGAGAAAGAUAAAAGUACAUUUAGAAUAUGUACAUUUGAACUGCGUUAACCUGUAAAUUGUGUACUGAAUUAUACACUGUAUUCCUAUAUAUGUCACAGUGAAGGUUUUGUGUUAUCCAUUGUGUCAGGGUAAUUUAUUUUCUUACAAAGACAUGUGACCACAGUGAACGCUUAUAAACUGUGCCUCAUGGAAUCUCAAUAAAAUACAACUAUUUCA
Messenger RNA from Magallana angulata, 4230 nucleotides. Its product is annotated as large neutral amino acids transporter small subunit 1-like. The coding region runs from base 68 to 1507 and encodes 479 amino acids. The transcript has 12 exons. Gene Ontology annotation, cellular component: membrane. The record is from RefSeq and is a predicted model, not a curated record. Gene Ontology annotation, molecular function: L-amino acid transmembrane transporter activity. NCBI's taxonomy places the organism in Eukaryota, Metazoa, Mollusca, Bivalvia, Ostreida, Ostreidae. Gene Ontology annotation, biological process: amino acid transmembrane transport.